AUGCGGGUUCAGCAAUUAUUUAUAUUAAGUACCUUAGCGGCCCUUGCACUUUAUUCAAGCUUUUAUGGGUUUUCCACAUAUAAAAAGCAGGAUGUUUCAGCAAUAAAAACCUGGCUUGACGAGCAUUCUGUCCCAUAUGGUACACGAUCCACUCCUGCCGAGUUCCGAGAUUUUCUGGUUGAACACUAUGAGUCACUGAUCCCAAGAUUUAAAGAAGCUACUGGUUUCGAAUCAUCUAGCUGGAUCGGUAAAAAGACAUCUCCUUAUUUUGACAGUGCCAAAGAGAAGAUGAAUAAGGCUAGUCAACACAUAGGAAACGUUGCCUCUGGUGCAAAAGGUACGACUUCUGACGUAUGGGACGAACAGAAGUCUCGCUUUUUCGAUGCUUGGAACGACUCCCAACUUCGUGCAUUUUUAGCUCGUUACAGUGACGCAUUUGCUCCGGUUGAGAAAAGACGUUUGCUUGAAAAACUAUCUCCUUCUUCUCUUCGUAAACUGGCCGUCAAGGAAUAUAAGCUAUUAGUAACUAAGCUAGGUGAAACUGGCGAUUGGGUGUACGAUACUUGGUCAGAUAAUGAGCUUCGCACUUGGCUUCAUGAUAUGGGAGUCCCAAUACAAGCUCAUGAAACCCGUCCUCAUAUCCUCAGCAAGGUAAAAGAAACCAUGUCUGAACAAUUGGAGUCUGGUAAACCUGUAGUUGACUCCAUCAAGAAGGAUACCACGGAGAAAGCAGAUAAAGUCGGUAAAUAUGCCGAUGAUGCCAGUAAGAAGGCAGAAGAUUAUGCAGAAUAUGCUUCCAAGAAACUUACCGAAGCCGGUGAAAACGUUGGCGAUGAUUUACAGAAAAAGGCUGACAAGCUUCACGAAGCCUCUCAAGGUAAAGGCCGUGUAGCUACCUGGUGGUCUGAAUCUGGAUUGAAGGCAUAUUUGGACGCUAGGGGAAUUAAUAUCUACCAACCAUCUGCGCUUGACAAAUUGUGGGCUUCGGCUCGUCGACAAUACUACCUGAGGACAAACGGUUACGAAAGUUUAAAAGCAACAGUAAAGGAGCAUGUGUCUUCUGCCACUGAUAGUGCUUCCGGCGCUGUUUCCGAUGUAGCUUCAGAUGCUUCUACUGCAGCGACCGAUGUAUAUCACGGUGCUACCACGAAUGCUAAUCAAAUUAAAGAUGAAAUCAAGCAUGCAAAAAGUUCAAAUGCACGCGCUGUCUCCUCAAAGACUGGGGACCUCAAACAUAGGGCUUCUAAUGCUGCUUCCUAUGCCUCUGAUAAACUUGAUCAAGGCUCGGAAAAAAUUAAAGCCCAAAAGGAAGCUGCUUCUUCAAAAAUUCGCGAUCUGGUAGAUGAAAAUGUAUUGGAAAAAUGGCAAGAAUCUAAACUUCGCGAGUUCCUUUAUUUACGUGGUGUGCCUGUCCCGAAAAAAAGCAACAAGCAAAAAUUGAUAGGCAUCGUUCGUAAGCAUUAUAACAAAGGAACAAUCCCUCAUUGGGCUGUGUAUUUCAACACACUUAGUUCGAAGGAAUUAAGUAGUUGGAUUCAAGAAUUCAAAAAGUAUUAUCACGGCAAACUUCAUCCUUCCAAGAAUCGUGAACAUUUGGUUCAGAAUGCUUGCAACAUCUAUCGUUCCCUUACUAAUCAAGGAAACAAAUCCAUUCUUAAAAAAGCAGAAAAGAAUUUCUCAAAAGCUUCUCUUCCCGAGUACGCUGGUUGGUCCAAUGAAGAUAUAAAGUCUGCUUUGUCCGAAUACGGAGAGGCCAUUAAUAAACCCUUCCAUCGUCAAGAUGCAAUCGAUAAAUUGAAACAUCAUGAUUUGUUAUUUUAUGGACCCGUCCCCACUAACGAACAACAGGGUGUUUUUGGAUUCUUACAACGUGUAGGCUCUUACAUCGGAUUUGGAAAGCGCACCUCUCCAGAAGAAAAGCUUGGAGCGGACUAUGUCAAUGUGAAAAAGAAUAUCCCGAAAGUAGCAUCUAAAUACGCUACUUCCGCUUCAGCUUAUGUGGAUUCGAAUGCCAAAAAGUUCCAAACGGCUUAA
This is a messenger RNA of Schizosaccharomyces octosporus yFS286, 2034 nucleotides long. Its product is annotated as LEA domain-containing protein. The transcript has a single exon. Lineage: Eukaryota; Fungi; Ascomycota; Schizosaccharomycetes; Schizosaccharomycetales; Schizosaccharomycetaceae. Bases 1 to 2034 code for a protein of 677 amino acids. The record is from RefSeq and is a predicted model, not a curated record.